Cydia pomonella (codling moth) is the source of this 5508-nucleotide messenger RNA. It is a transcript of the gene Ric, whose product is annotated as GTP-binding protein Rit2. The record is from RefSeq and is a predicted model, not a curated record. Lineage: Eukaryota; Metazoa; Arthropoda; Insecta; Lepidoptera; Tortricidae. The transcript has 5 exons. Gene Ontology annotation, biological process: Ras protein signal transduction. The coding region runs from base 447 to 1109 and encodes 220 amino acids. Gene Ontology annotation, cellular component: plasma membrane. Gene Ontology annotation, molecular function: GTP binding; GTPase activity; calmodulin binding.
GUAUCUCGCAGUCUUUGUAUUGAAAAACGAUUAUCAAAUAAUUCUAAAAUAAUAAAUCCAUAUCAAAUAUCAAUACUUGUGCAGUAAGCAUAACUAAGAGUCAAGUUGGUAGACGUGAGACUCUCAUUUCUUUUUUUCAUUCUCGUCACAUUCACUUCUUUAAAUUAUGAAUGCUACUAUUGUUGCACCAAGAAUACCAACAUACACAAUGCAACACUGUCGAAAUGUCAAUCGCGUACAAUAAUCAGCUGUCGAUUUUUAUUGCAAUAAUUUAUUAUGAACACAAUGCGUUUUAACAAAUGAACAAAUCCCUGUUCUGCUAAGUAGCAAUCACGGUGGUGAUCUUGGGUUUGUGCGGUGUGGGGCGAUGGCGCGGUGUGGGUUCGGCGAGUGACGGAGGCGAAGGCGGGCGAGGCCAAGGUCCGAAGGGCCAGGCAUGUGGAGGCAUGGCCGGCGAGGCGGCGGGGACGUCGCGCGGGCUCCGGGUGUACAAGAUCGUCGUGCUGGGAGACGGGGGGGUGGGCAAGUCGGCGGUCACUCUUCAGUUCGUGAGCCACAGUUUCUUGGAUUACCAUGACCCUACUAUAGAGGACUCAUAUCAGCAGCAAGCUGUCAUUGAUGGAGAACCAGCCUUGUUGGACAUUUUGGACACAGCGGGACAAGUGGAGUUCACAGCAAUGCGGGAGCAAUACAUGCGGUGUGGUGAGGGCUUCGUGCUCUGCUACUCUGUAACGGACCGGCGCUCCUUCCGCGCCGCGGCCGAGUAUCGCCGGCUGCUCGCGCAGGCGCGACCCACGGAGUGCUUGCCUCUUGUACUUGUUGGGAAUAAGCUUGAUUUGGCUCCUAGGUGUCGGCAGGUGACAACCGAAGAAGGCUCAGCGCUCGCCACGCAGCUCGGUUGCCCGUUCUUUGAGACGUCGGCUGCUCUGCGACAUUUCGUCGAUGACGCUUUCCACGCUCUCGUGCGUGAGAUACGCCGGUUGGAGCGACAGAGACAGUCCUCGUUGAUGGGCACCGGCAUCUCGACGGGCGGCGGGCGGCGGCGCUGGCGGCGCCUCCGCAGCAUCUUCGCGCUCGUGUUCCGCCGCCGUCGCCGCCACGACUCCUGAACGUAAGCCUUAACACAACCCCUUUAGGUUCAGAUUCGAUUGACGCGUCGAGGGCACGUCGUUUUGGUUACUGUGCGAACCAGUGGUAUUGUAAUUAAUAUUUUGGUGAUUAUUUUUUGUGGUGUUCGAGAAAUCAGCCUUUUAUAAAAUGGGUAUGAGUGGUUGCAUUAAGUAUUAAGAAAAUUGUGUUAAAUCAAGCCAAAGCUGAUAUUUUUUAUGUUUAUAUCCAUUUCACUUCUUUAUUGAAUAAAAGUUUCUAAUUAGGUCAUUCACCUCCAAUGGUGAAGUGAACCUAUUUGGAUUUUUAUUGUAUUUAUUUAGUUGCAGAUCUGACAUUAUUGUUUAUUUAUAUUGAAUAGGUCUGAUUAAGCAAUCAUAGAAUGUUAGAAAAUAAUAAAAAAUAGAUACAUUUUUACAAUAUCAUUGGUCGUACAGCUUGAGUUUCUAAAUCAUGUAAAAAUGAGGCAUUUUGUUGUUUCCUUAUACUCAAUUUUAUUAGCCAUGUUAGAAAAAUGAUUUAAUGUUAUUAAUACUACUACUUUUAUUAUGUACCUGUAUAUUUAAGUAUAUGGCAUACCCACCAGUCAAAAAGUGAACGUUUCAGUGGCCAUUUAUAUUAUAUUUUAGUCCAUGUUUAAAUGUUUAAUAUAUUUUACUACAGGAAAAAACUUAUAAAAAGCACACGUUUCAGAAGCCUUUUUACAUCUCCUCUAUGCCAAAACCUUUUUUUUGUAAAUUAACCUUCUACCUCUUAAAGAUUUUAACAUCCCUACUAUUAUUCCUAAAACUAUACUAAAAUAAGCAGGGCCUAUAUAUGUUAAGAUAUUUGUAACGCUAAUGAUUGUUAUAUUUUAUUUUUUACUAAUUUAAAGUUAAUUAGGUAUAACAGUUUUCUUUGAGGACCAAUCUGCUAAGUGUUGAUUCAAUCUGUGGUCAACUAUGAUUUUGACAAUAUGUACUAUAUAAAGUACUUAUAAAACCCUCUGAUUGAACAUAAUUAUCUUAUUAUUAAAGAAAACUACUCUUCAAAAAUGUUAUUCUGACAAUUUAAUUUUAAAUAAAACCGUUUUAGUUAUGAUAUUUUGAGUUCAAAGUUAAGACGAGUGAUUUAAGGCUAGAGCACACCGGCUGCGUGUGCGUAAGCACGUACGUACGCGUGCGAUAAAAUGUUAGAGCCGUACACGCACACCUCACGCAAGCAGUGUGCCGUCUCUCAUAACUAUCUGUACAUUACAGCGCGCAUUGUGUACCUCUACGCUCACGCAUCUAGUGCGCACAGCCCUUUAGUAAGGCCUUAGACAGUUCCAAGUAAUGUUUAAACUUAGUUUUAGACCAUUGCCUUUAGCGUUUUGUUGUUAGAACACAUAUUGUUACUGGAAAAGAUGAAAAGGUCGAUUGGACUGUGGAAAAUCAAGAUGAUGAUGUUUGGAGUUAUACGCUUUGGGAGUCGAGCUUAAUGCAUUGCUAAAGAAUCUGAAAGGUUCAUGGAUGUCUAAGUGUAAGCCGUAAGGCCUGAAUGGACGCUCGAGUUGGGCGUGCAGCGGGGCGGGGCGUGCGGCGUGCAUGUUAAACAAAUGCAAACAUAUAUGAGCGGCCUUAGUGCACGCUGCUCACAGCACUUGUGAGCCCGACGCCACGCUGCACGCCCCGCCGAACGCUCCGCUUCGAGCGUCCACUCAGGCUUUACACUAAGAAGUCGCUAUUGAGUAAAAUCAAAGAGUUAUUGAAAGUGGAAGUGUAGUAGAAAAUGUGUAGAAAAAGUCGUGCACCGAUUUUGACGGCUAAAUUAGAUGCUGACGUUUGAUUUGUGGUAACUGGAUUGUAAAACGUCAACAUUUGACGUCCGUCAACUUCGUCAACUUUGCCUAUCAUGCCUGGCUGGCAACGGUGAUUCUUUACUAAUCGCGAUAGGGGGCCGUGCGUGUUGGAGGGUUUGCCAUUUGGUGGCCUGAAUCGGAAAUAUAAACUACAUUGUCACUUCACGCCAAAGCAUGUGCUGAUCUCUACAGUCCACGCCCGUUUUGUGCAUUCUAGGUUCUGCCAUCUUGUGGGCUACAUUGGAAGCUGAAACUUGACAUUUACACUCCGCGCCAAUAAGCAGGGGGUGUGCUCGCCCCUAUAGUUCACGCACGUUCCCUAUAGUGUUUCUCCCAUUAUUCGUAAUUAAAUUAGACAGCUGUUUUGUAAAGAGUCACAAGUUUUAUAUGAUAGUCAAUGUUGAGGAAGAUGACGGAACAAGAUUUAUCGCAUAAUACAGCGCCAUCUACAUUAGCUUUCACAUUCAUGGCAUGAAUUUUAUGUAAACUUCUCUACAAUUGAUAAAUCUUUGGUAAAAUUCAACGAUAGCAAAAGUAGGUUGCUGUAAAGUUGAUCGAUUGAUCAUAAAACUAAAUUUUAUCGUGAAAUGUCUGUAAUAUAUAAUCAUAUCGAUUCAAAUUAUACGACUAAGAGCGAUGGAUCUAAGUAGGAAAAAAUGGCUACGUAUCAAAUCUAAGGUAUUAUGAAGCGUCGUUGAAGAAAUGAGUAAAGAAGGGUAGGAAGCUAUGCUUUCGGAAUUUAUUAUAGUUCCAAAUAAAGAUUAGGCGUCGAUAGUGUUAGUACUAGAUUCCGAAUGGUAACAAUAUGUCGUUGAAUUGAGAGAUAUUUAGAUGUUGUUGAUAUUAUUUUAAUAGGUGUUUAGUAAUAGUCCUUCCAUGUACAAACGGAAUAGUCCAAAUGCACUACCACGUAUUGUUUGUCUAGUCUACGCUUAGCUUACUUCUACUAAAACAGGCAUAUUGUGAUUUCACUUUGACUAAAGAUAAAGAGUUUAUUAUUCAAGUAGGCAUAUUACAAUGCGCUGAUGAACGUCAAAUAAAGCUACAACGGCUCCAAUCCCAUACCUCUGACCCGAGAAAAUUUAAAUCCCCCUCAUUUGGAAGAGGGUAUCCCAAUAUGGAUCGUCGAGAAACUCGGCAGGACACAUCUUUUCAAAACAUUACAUCUUAUAUAAGAUGCAUCAAAACAUUAAAAAUAAAAUUUAGAUUACUAUAAAAAUAAUACAAUUACAUACAGUAGCUACUUUUCUUUAUAGAAAUUUGAUUAAAAUAUAAAUAUGUACAUCAAAUCAUACAAAUACGUUGCUCUUUCAGAAAACAUAUCGUUAUCUUACAAAAAGAAAAGAAAAGAAAAUACCACCAAGUUAUUUUUAGAAAGGUUAGCACAGUUUUGCUUAUAAAUUAAUUAAAUUUAUUUUUCUAAAACUAAAAGUUAAGUUGCAGGAAUUUUACCAUGAAAGCGCUUAAGUUGUGCGUUAAGUUUAACCUACAAGCUGUUGAAGUUUUUUUUUAUAAAAUAUUGGAUAAGUUUGGCAUGAGUUGCUUGUCAGUAGAGUAAGAGCAUAGGCAGAGAUAUUCUUAUUUUUUUAUUACCCCAAAACGAGGGAUAAAAAUAGUUUUUGAUCAUAUUGUCACUGACAACAUUGGUUUGACAGACAUAAUUAUAUAUACACCGUGGGCUGGUAAAAUCCGACAGGUUUUUACCACGCAUUCCGGAGAUAAUAUGGAGCAAAAAAUGUUAUAUGAGUUUUGGUAAAAUUUGACAAAAAACAGAUUUUUUUUCCGUAGAUUUUUACAACGAAUAAGUAUUUUUUAUAGAUAAAAAUUGUGAGUUUCCUUUAAAACUUUAAUGUCUGACAGUAGGUAUGUCUAAACCCAGUCGUAACCAAAAGGCGUUUUUCACUUGGAUAUUACAGAAACAAAUUUUCACAAGAAUUGUCUUUACCUCUAAAACAAGACCGAUUUCAGAGAAUUCGUGGAUGGUAAAAAGCAGUAUGUAUUUGGUGCACAUUUUUGCCAAAUCAUCUUAAGAAGUAAGCUAAACGUAAACCAAGACCUAGAAAGUGUGGACCUGAAACUAUCGGCUUCGAAGUAAAGUCUUCCGCAAAAGGAACCCAGAAAGCAAUAAAUAUAUUUAGACUCUUUAAACUUUGCGUUGUUCAUUGUUCAUUUAACCCGAGGGCCACGGAACGCACGUUCAGAGCGUACAUUGGUUAACCCUUAAGGAUGUGUCAGAAAUUAUGCAAAAUUGACUUCUUCCACUUUGAAACACCAUGUGGGAAUAUAUUCCCUCUGUCUCAAUAAAGGCUUAAAACAAAGUAAUGUAUGCCGGUCGGCGUCAGCGUCGAGCGUGCGGUUCGUGGUUGAGGAGUUAAGAGUUUUAAUGUAUAGCUUACAUAGCUUAGUAUUUAAAAUGUGUCGGUUUAUAUCGUGUAUAGGGACCUUGUAGGAAUGAAUACCAAAAUUUACGUAGUUUUUAACAGGCAGGCCAUAAUUUGGGAUUCAUAUUCUGAUACGAGGCAAUGACCAUAAAGUACAACUGAGGCUGGCAUUUAUAUGUUUAUUCAGAUAUAAGUUUUUUU